Molecule: messenger RNA, 894 nt
Organism: Cyanidioschyzon merolae strain 10D
Lineage: Eukaryota; Rhodophyta; Bangiophyceae; Cyanidiales; Cyanidiaceae
Product: similar to replication protein A 30kDa
Exons: 1
Coding region: 1-894 (297 amino acids)
Source: RefSeq, a predicted model, not a curated record
AUGGACUAUUCAAACACGUACGGCGCCUACGGAGGCGGCGGUUUUCUCCCCGAGUCACCGGCGCGUACCGGCGGAAACGCUUCAACACGGUUUGGAGUCGGCUCGGGGUCCUCGUUACGUGACCAGCGUAGAAGUUUACUCCCAGUCCGUGUCGCUGAUCUGGUGCAUGCAGUCCAUGAUCCAGUGACGAAUACGUUUGUUCUGCGUGAUGAGAAUGAACACCAGAGCAUCACCAUAUCAGAGGGCUCGAUUGUGAAGGUAGUAGCUUACGUGGAAGAACUGAGGGAGCAACCUCUUGAUCUUUUAUGGCUUCUCGACGACAGGAGUGGUGAAAUGAUUUGGGCCCGUAUGGCUAGCACGAGUAGUAGCUCGCUUGCAGCGCUCGAGCAGAGCGGGAUUCUUGUACGGGUUUUCGGACAGUUGCUCGAAGUGGACGGCAGGCGAGUCCUCAACGUGCGCGCCAUACGCAAAGCGGACGGUGAGGUUGAACUCAGAUAUCACGAAAAUUUGUGUCAGCUGUCGAAACUGCAACUCAUUCGAGGGUAUCCAACCGCGGGGAACGCCCUCGCAGGCGCGUCAUCGUCGCCGGCAUCACCAAAGGCGGGACCCAGCAAAGCGGUGCAUCGCAGUUCGCUGGGAUCUGGGGCACCCAAGGAGAUGGCCCAGCAAGCUCCUGGUCUGGAAAUCCCAGCAGCGUUUCCUCCUGAACAUUUCAAAGUUCUCAAAUGCAUUCGAGAGGAGACCGCACGGAAUCGCGACGCGAUGCUGACGGACAUUGCGCAAAGGAUAGCGCUCAGCACGACGAAAGUGCGCGGUAUUUGCGACGCGCUCCAGAACGAGGGCCAUAUCUAUUGCACACUGGACGAUGAUACGUUUCGAGCGUCAAGCUCAUGA